AUGGCAGCAGCACCAGGACCUGCUGCUGCUUUCAAUCCGGUUCCUCUGGCGUACCGAACAACCGGAGCAGGGACUGCAGUACCAGAUUGGCUCAACAAAGGUGACAAUGCCUGGCAGCUCACGGCAGCCACGCUCGUGGGACUGCAAUGCAUCCCCGGCCUAAUGAUUCUAUACGGGAGUGUGGUGAAAAUGAAAUGGGCCAUAAAUGCAGCAUUCAUGUCCCUGUACGCCUUCGCUGCAGUUCUCAUCUGCUGGGUCUCGUGGGCUUACAAGAUGUCCUUCGGCGAGCAGCUCAUUCCCAUCUGGGGAAAGGCAGGGCCUUCUCUGGACCAGAGAUUCCUGCUCGGCCAAGCCGACCUCCCUUCCACGGGAACGGCUUUCUAUCCUCCCCUGGCGCCUCUGUAUCCCAUGUCCACGCUCGUCUACUUCCAGUUCGUCUUCGCCGCCAUCACCCUCGUCCUCAUCGCAGGCUCUCUCCUGGGCCGAAUGAAUUUCCUAGCCUGGAUGAUCUUCGUGCCCCUCUGGCUCACCUGCUCUUACUCCGUCGGGGCGUUCAGUGUCUGGGGCGGCGGAUUCCUCUUCCAGUGGGGCGUCAUCGACUACGCUGGCGGCUAUGUCAUUCAUCUCUCAGCUGGGGUCGCCGGCUACGUUGCUGCUUACUGGGUGGGGCCGAGACUGGAGAAGGACCGAGCCAACUUUCCUCCGAACAACGUGCUUCUGACUCUGGCAGGAGCUGGACUGUUGUGGCUGGGAUGGAACGGGUUCAAUGGUGGAGCACCAUAUGCGGCCAACGUAGUCGCGUCCAUGGCUGUGCUCAACACGAGCAUCUGCGCUUCGACCAGCUUGAUCGUCUGGACGAGCAUCGAUGUGCUGGUGUUCAAAAAGCCGUCGGUCAUCGGAGCCGUCCAGGGGAUGAUCACCGGCCUCGUCGUCAUCACUCCGUCUGCAGGUACCACCUUCUGUGAAGCUCCUCGUGCAAACAUCACCACCCGCGGCCUUUUUCAUUUCCUGCUGAACGCAGACUUUAUCUGA
Molecule: messenger RNA, 1032 nt
Organism: Marchantia polymorpha subsp. ruderalis
Lineage: Eukaryota; Viridiplantae; Streptophyta; Marchantiopsida; Marchantiales; Marchantiaceae
Source: the annotation of a GenBank genome assembly